Drosophila busckii is the source of this 1290-nucleotide messenger RNA. It is a transcript of the gene pch2, whose product is annotated as pachytene checkpoint protein 2 homolog. Gene Ontology annotation, cellular component: nucleus; chromosome. Gene Ontology annotation, molecular function: ATP binding; ATP hydrolysis activity. Gene Ontology annotation, biological process: meiotic recombination checkpoint signaling; reciprocal meiotic recombination. The record is from RefSeq and is a predicted model, not a curated record. NCBI's taxonomy places the organism in Eukaryota, Metazoa, Arthropoda, Insecta, Diptera, Drosophilidae. The transcript is spliced from 3 exons. The coding region runs from base 16 to 1281 and encodes 421 amino acids.
CGAUUAUUAAAUAAAAUGAAUUUAACGAAGUUAAAUAGCAGCAACACAGUACACGUUGAAGUGCGCUUGCACCGCAGUGAACAAAGAAUACAGACAAUUCGUGCGGCUAUUGAGAAGGAUUUGGAAGACUACCUACGAUCGACUCCAUCGGUGUGUUGGAAUGCGACAUUUUCACCUAGCAUCGAAUUGCAGUCGGUUCAAUCAAUUUUGUUGGAGAAGGACAAUGGAGAUCAUGACGCUCUGCUUACGGACUUAGCUAAGUGCGAGUUUUGUUUUCAUUUCUACAUGACUCAGCGGCCAGAAAUGCAUUUGGACACAGCCUUGUUCAGCGGCGAGGGUGAUGAGGAUAACAUUGAUAGUGUUGUAGCUGCUAAUCAUGUACUAUUGCCUGCACAGGAGUUUGCUGGUCUCUGGGAGAAUUUAAUCUAUGAGCCAGGACUGAAGGAAAAGCUGUUAAAGUUCGCCUUGUCUGCGCUAAACUUUUCGCAACAUGGUGUCAACAGCAAUGUAAUUGCUUGUAAUCGGCUUAUCUUGCUACACGGUCCACCAGGCACUGGUAAGACUAGUCUCAGCAAGGCGAUUGCUCAAAAGUUAUCCAUUCGCAUGCAAGGCUGCUUUGCGUAUACUCAUCUCAUUGAGAUAAACAGCCACAGUCUGUUUUCCAAAUGGUUUUCGGAGAGCGGCAAGCUCGUAGCGAGCUUAUUUCUUAAAAUAAGAGAGCUACUGGCGGAUAAGCAUAACUUGGUUUGCGUCCUUAUAGAUGAGGUGGAAUCACUGGCUUAUGCACGCAGUGCCAUGAGCAGCAAUGAGCCGCGCGAUGCUAUGCGAGUCGUUAAUGCGGUGCUUACACAGUUGGACGAGAUCAAAUCAUAUUCGAACGUGCUGGUCCUGGCCACCUCAAACCUGGCCCAGAGCAUUGAUAUGGCGUUUUUGGAUCGGGCUGACAUACGCCAAUUUAUUGGCUUUCCAGCUGCUGCAGCCAUCAAAUCGAUUUAUACGUCAAUGCUACAAGAAUUAAUGGAUAGAGGCAUUCUGAUAAAUGGCGAACCAGGACAGGAUGCGCAAGUUGAGAGCCUGCUUACUACUUUGGCAACUAAUAGUAUUGGUCUGAGUGGACGCACAUUAAGGAAGAUGCCGCUUUUGGCUCAUGCGCAUCAUAUGAACUGGAAUAUAUUUGAAUUACAAACUAAGAUAGGGCUAUUGGAUUUUCUGCAGGCAAUGCACAUGGCUCUAGAUCAACAUCUUCAAGAACAGCAAGAAUUGAAACAAGAAAAUCUUUAAGAUUGAUUG